Fonsecaea erecta is the source of this 2220-nucleotide messenger RNA. RefSeq lists its product as hypothetical. The transcript has 5 exons. The record is from RefSeq and is a predicted model, not a curated record. Gene Ontology annotation, cellular component: nucleus. Bases 1 to 2220 code for a protein of 739 amino acids. Gene Ontology annotation, biological process: DNA-templated transcription; positive regulation of transcription by RNA polymerase II. Lineage: Eukaryota; Fungi; Ascomycota; Eurotiomycetes; Chaetothyriales; Herpotrichiellaceae. Gene Ontology annotation, molecular function: zinc ion binding; DNA-binding transcription factor activity, RNA polymerase II-specific; sequence-specific DNA binding.
AUGGAGACAACCACCGACGGGGAUUUUUCGCCCAUCGAUGCAGCGGCGGCCGCUGUUCCUGUCGCAAAACGCGUGAGACGCGAUGGCGCUUGCGUGCGAUGCCACGCCCACAAGAUCAAAUGCUCUCGUGAACAACCGUGUCGGAACUGCGUGCUGUCCCAAAAUGUUGCCGACUGCGUAUAUCCCAGGCGAGACCGGAAAAUCUUGAUUCCCGAAAGUCAGAUCAAGCGGCUUGAGCAGGAGAAUGCGAGGCUCAAACGAGUGACGCAGGAGUAUGCCGCCGCAAAUACAGCUGCCGGUGUCGCAGCCGCAUCAGGGCCUACUACGCCCUCUCAUGGCCACGGGCAUGAGAAGGCCGUGGGCAGUCUCAGCAUGGCGGAUGUCGAGAUAUCCAAUCCACUAAUUGAAGAUCGCAUGUGUUUUGUACGCGAUUACAAUUCGUCCCAAGUGGCCUAUAUCGGUGAGGCUUCUUGCACAUCCUUUGGGACUCGUCUCUAUCAGUAUCUGGACCGAAGCACCUCUCUGGCACCCAUCCCGCCGGCUCGCCUCGUCAGCGACAAGACACUGUUUCAACACAUCUUCACCGAGUACGAACUGCCCGGACGUGCUCAUGCUCACGUGCUCAUCAGGGUCGCCAUACGUCUCGUGGGAUUAGACUACCAUCUGAUGAUGCGGAAACACACCUUGGAGCAACUGGACAGUCUCUACAGCGGACGACUGACCAUAGAACAAGAUCCGCUGCUGGCAUGCCGCCUGUUCACAAUAUUUGCCCUCGGAGAAUUGUACACCAACCGGGCAAAGCAGGACCAGAAGCUAGAGAAUGCGCCUGGUGUGCCAGGUCUGGCGUUUUUUGUUCGGGCAAUGAGCCUGUUUCAAGAAAUCCGCGAGGAGGCCACCAUGUCCUACAUUGAGGCUCUGCUUCUUAUAUCUCUUUACUCUCUUGCAUUGAACCGGGCCAAUUCAGCCUACAUCUACGCCGGGAUCGCUCUCCGACUGAGUUUGACUCUCGGGCUUCACCACAAUGUCCCCGACAAUCAAAUGUUCAGUCCCCUGGAGCGAGAGCGUCGGAUUCGCGUCUGGUGGACUGUGUACAUCUUCGACCGGAACUGGAGCUCGAAAUUGGGCCAUCCCACCAGUAUCCGGGACGAAGACAUCGACGUGGAUUUGCCGUCCAUGGACAAUCUGACCGGCGUGGAAAAAGAGGAAUUCUCAGAGCCCGAUCAUCUGGUCGCCAAUGUGCAAUUGGCUCGCAUCACCGGGGACAUCAUGAACCACAUCUACGCCAAAAGCCGCCAGGGACAAAGAUCCGUGCAAAGCGUGCAAAUGGUGCUGCGAAGGUUACGGACGUUGGCAGAAACUCUCCCCAGCAGCAUCCGGUUGCAGCAAGACUCCUCUCGCAUCUAUCCGGCGAGGCAUGUGGCGUCCCUCCACUUGUGCUUCAAUCAGUGUGCGAUAUUGACCACGCGGCCGAUUUUGUUCCACGUGUUGAAGACCAAAUUCAACCCGAUUCUCGAAGACCAGACCACACAGGCGCCUCGGCCAGUGUCGGCUAUCGCCAGCGCUCUCGCCGAUGCAUGUAUCCACGCUGCUCGAAGCUCGAACCAAAUCUUAACUCAGCUCUGGGUGGAUGGAUCGAUUGCCGUAUUUGGCUUCUUCGAUGCGCAUUAUCUGUUUUCGUCGACCCUGGUCCUACUAACCGCAACCCUGUUGCGACCUAGGGCAGCCGAUGCCGAAGCGUUAGACACGGCCACUCACCUAUUGAGGUCCAUGUCCGAAGAUGGCAACCUACCGGCGUUCAGAUACUACGGCCACCUGAUGCAGUUACGAGAGGUGGUAAACUCUCUGCAGGAUAAGAGCCAACACGUCGAAGAAUGUAAGAUCAUGGCCGCCGUACAGGAAACAUGUCUGACCCAAGAUGCAGACGCUGCUGUCGCAGCAGCAGAGGCUCCAGACAAUCUUCAACCUGAACUCACCAUGCCUGCUGUACCUGCUCUUCAACACGUGCAGGCAAGCAAUCCUCCAUUGACUAAUCUACUCGUCGCCGGAUCCGCACUGGACGACCCUUUCAUCGAGAAUUUCCUGUCGUUCUCGGACUUUCAGUGGCCUGCAGUUGGUGAUGCAUUUGGUGGUGUGGUCGUGGGAAGCACAGUCUCACCUCCACAAUGGGUGUUUGAAUGGGAUGCGCAGAACCAAGAUCUGUAUGGCGCGGCGAGGGCUUGA